Messenger RNA from Acanthisitta chloris (rifleman), 707 nucleotides. RefSeq names its product solute carrier family 35 member F4-like. The annotation marks the transcript as partial. The record is from RefSeq and is a predicted model, not a curated record. The transcript has 3 exons. Lineage: Eukaryota; Metazoa; Chordata; Aves; Passeriformes; Acanthisittidae.
GUGCCUCACGAUCAUCUGUCAUCCAAUGCAAGCCAGGAGGCAACUGCCCCAGCAGACACAGAGGCAUGACUAGGCAGCUCUCCCCUCUAUCUGUUGCUGAAGAUUCUGCUGCUCCCAUUCUUGAGCUGCAGAAUCGAAGUCCCUCGGGAAUCUGUCGGCACAGCAGAGUCGAGAGGCAGAGCAGAUCAGGAGAGGAAGGAACACAAACGCACACAGAGAGCAGCAGCCAAGAAGCUGAAGGACAGACAAGAUGCCAGUCUUGCACAUCCACAUUUCUCAAGCUUAUUUGGAGAUUUCUGAUCAUUCUGUCCGUCUCUUCCUCCUGGGUGGGGACCACACAGUUUGUCAAAAUCACAUUUGAGACCUUUGACUGUCCUUUUUUCAUGACUUGGUUCUCAACAAACUGGAACAUUAUGAUUUUUCCCAUUUAUUAUUCUGGGCAUCUUGCAACUGCACAGGAAAAGCAGUCUCCAAUCAAAAAGUUCAGGGAAUGCAGUCGGAUUUUUGGUGAAGAUGGUCUGACGCUGAAACUCUUUCUUAAAAGGACUGCUCCCUUUUCUAUUCUGUGGACUUUGACUAACUACCUGUAUUUACUGGCUUUAAAGAAGCUGACAGCCACAGAUGUCUCUGCCCUGUUCUGUUGUAACAAAGCUUUUGUCUUCUUGCUUUCUUGGAUCGUGCUGAAAGACAGGUUCAUGGGAGCAAGG